AUGUCAGCAGACAAAUCUAAACGGGCUUCUGCGACACCUAGCAGUACACCAAUUUCCAUAACAGAUAAUGAACCUACGGACUCAGAACCAAAAUUCACAUUGGAUGAUAUAAUUCCUGGUUGUAAAGUGUUUGUUUCUAAGGAUGGAGAGUAUAGAUUGGCGGAAGUGCUACAGGAGCAUGUUAAAAAAGGCAAAAAGGUUUACUACGUUCAUUAUCAAGACUUUAACAAGAGAUUGGACGAGUGGAUCAGUGCUGAUAGGAUUGAUUACUCUCGUGCAAUGGUACUUCCAGAAGUGAAGGCUGAUAAAAAGGAUGAGAAGAAAGAAGUAAAGCUGAAGAAACUGAAAAAGCAACAGAAAUCGAAGACUUCCAAGACUAGUAAGCUGGUGAAUCAGUCAGAAGUAGGAACGCCCAUGGAAAGUUCGACGAGGGAAGAUUCACCGAAGAAUGAAGAUGAAUUGGAUUUAGAUAAUUUAAACGUCCAGGGGUUAAAGAGACCUGGUGAAGAAGUUAGUAGGGAGGAGGAGAUCAAGAAAUUGAGGACGGGUGGGUCUAUGACUCAAAAUCACCUGGAAGUUUCGAGAGUUAGGAAUUUAACAGCCAUAAUACUUGGGGAACACAUCAUAGAGCCUUGGUAUUUCUCUCCAUACCCCAUAGAAUUGACAGAAGAGGAUGAAAUCUAUAUUUGUGAUUUCACUCUAUCGUAUUUUGGUUCACGGAAACAAUUUGAAAGGUUCCGGUCUAAGUGUUCAUUGAAACAUCCUCCUGGGAAUGAAAUUUACAGAGAUGCAAAGGUCAGCUUCUGGGAAAUCGACGGAAGGCGGCAGAGAACUUGGUGCCGUAAUUUAUGUUUGUUAUCGAAAUUAUUCCUUGAUCAUAAGACAUUAUAUUACGAUGUUGAUCCAUUUCUUUUUUAUGUCAUGACAAUAAAAUCUGAUCUUGGUCAUCAUACUGUGGGAUACUUCUCGAAAGAGAAAGAAAGUGCCGAUAAUUACAACGUCGCUUGUAUCCUAACGUUACCGUGCUAUCAAAAGAAAGGCUAUGGUAAGUUGUUGAUACAAUUUUCCUACAUGUUGUCAUUCAAUGAAAAUAAAGUUGGCUCUCCUGAAAAGCCUUUAUCGGACUUGGGUUUGCUUUCAUACAGAGCAUAUUGGACUGAUACUUUAGUUAAGUUGUUGGUUGAAAGAAAUAAUCCUCUGUUGCAUAAAAAAAAUAACGUAGCUUUGACAACCGAAAAGGAGGAUUCCUCUACUCCACCGCCAUCUGGUCGUCAAUCAGCAGGUGCCACAACAUCAACUAGUGAAAUAACCAUAGAUGAAAUAUCUGCAUUGACCUGUAUGACGACAACGGACAUUUUACAUACACUAACCACAUUACAAAUUUUAAGAUACUAUAAGGGUCAGCAUAUUAUUGUGAUAACCGACCACAUAAUGAUUAUGUAUGAAAAGUUGAUCAAGAAAGUCAAAGAGAAAAAGAAGCAUGAACUAGACCCAAGAAAAUUGAAAUGGACUCCUCCAUCUUUCACUGCGAAUCAAUUAAGGUUUGGUUGGUAA
This is a messenger RNA of Priceomyces carsonii, 1554 nucleotides long. RefSeq names its product NuA4 histone acetyltransferase complex catalytic subunit (gene ESA1). The record is from RefSeq and is a predicted model, not a curated record. The coding region runs from base 1 to 1554 and encodes 517 amino acids. Gene Ontology annotation, molecular function: histone H4K16 acetyltransferase activity; transcription coregulator activity. Gene Ontology annotation, cellular component: MSL complex; chromatin. The transcript has a single exon. NCBI's taxonomy places the organism in Eukaryota, Fungi, Ascomycota, Pichiomycetes, Serinales, Debaryomycetaceae. Gene Ontology annotation, biological process: negative regulation of DNA-templated transcription; positive regulation of transcription by RNA polymerase II.